AUGGUUGUUUCCACCGUGUUUUCCCCAGUUCUUUCGUCAAAUACCACAGUACAGUUGAAGCAUCGAAAAACCAGCUCGAUGACGACACUUUACGAAGACUUGAUGAACACCGCUUUCUACGAACCAGAAUACGACUUUGAAGCCGAAAUACUCCCAAGCAAAUCAAAAACCGAGAAAAAGAGCUCAGAUGAGUGCGAAGAAUGGUUCGGCCAACUCAAAAAAGAGCAUCCACUGAUGAUUCGUUCCCUUCCGAUUGCCGUCGAACUCUUCUCCAUACUAUUCAUCACGCUCGUCUUGAACAAAUCGGGAAUCAGCAAUUCUGUAGAUAAAAUUGCCGCUCAUCUGUACUAUUUCCUAAUCUGUUUCAUGUUUUAA
Molecule: messenger RNA, 375 nt
Organism: Caenorhabditis remanei
Lineage: Eukaryota; Metazoa; Nematoda; Chromadorea; Rhabditida; Rhabditidae
Exons: 3
Coding region: 1-375 (124 amino acids)
Source: RefSeq, a predicted model, not a curated record